AUGACACAAGAAGUCGAAGAUUCCGAUACACGUCUUCUUCGGGAAAUGGGCUACAAGCAAGAGCUCUAUCGUGGAUUUUCGCCAUUCAUGGCAUUUGCCUUCUGUUUCACUGAUGUCAAUGUUCUUCUAUCGAUUUCAAUUGGAUUCACCUAUUCAUUGAACACUGGUGGAUCAGGUGUCACUAUUUGGUCAUGGAUUAUUGGAUCUAUAUUUACUAUUCUCACCGGACUCUCCUUAGCUGAAAUAUGUUCUGUAUAUCCAAGUGCUGGUUCUGUAUAUCAUUGGUAUGUUGAUUAA
Rotaria sp. Silwood1 is the source of this 297-nucleotide messenger RNA. Lineage: Eukaryota; Metazoa; Rotifera; Eurotatoria; Philodinida; Philodinidae. The record is from the annotation of a GenBank genome assembly.